Drosophila arizonae is the source of this 1055-nucleotide messenger RNA. It is a transcript of the gene kune, whose product is annotated as claudin. Gene Ontology annotation, biological process: septate junction assembly; regulation of tube size, open tracheal system. The record is from RefSeq and is a predicted model, not a curated record. Gene Ontology annotation, cellular component: septate junction; membrane. NCBI's taxonomy places the organism in Eukaryota, Metazoa, Arthropoda, Insecta, Diptera, Drosophilidae.
UCUGUUAUUUAUUGCCUAGUUACGUUUGUUUGUUUUUGUUUGCUGCAAUUUUACAUUAAAGUAAAUCAAGCAAUAGCCAGGCAAUGGGUGCUUCCAACCGCAGCACUCGAGUCGCCCUAGGCAUAUCCACAGUCUCAUUUCUACUUUUUGUUAUUGCCUUUGCUACGCCCUAUUGGCUGGUGACCGAUGGGCGUCUGGAAAAUCCACGCUUCACGAACCUGGGCCUGUGGGAGGUGUGCUUCAACCACUUCCAGGACAUACAUCGAUUCUACGACACCGACUUUACUGGCUGCAUGUGGGUCUUCGAGGAGGAAUACUAUAUAAUACACGAUUUCCUACUGCCUGGAUUCUAUAUCGCUGUUCAGCUCUUCGCCACGCUCUGCUUUGUGAUGUGCCUGCUGGCCCUGCCCUUGACGUUGUCGUUCCUGCGCACAUCUCGCGACGACGAUCGCUACGUGGUGUUGCUGCUGACCAUCGGCACCUGCCAGGUAUUGGCAUCCAUAUUCGGUUUCAUUGCUGUGGUUAUAUUUGGAGCCAAGGGCGAUUCGCGAGAUUGGAUGCCUGGCUGGCAACACAACGAUAUGGGCUGGUCCUUUGCCCUGGCCGUAGUUGGAGGCGUCAUGCUGUUGCCCGCAGGCAUACUCUAUCUAGUGGAAGCACGCCGCGAGCGCUACAAGCGCCUCAACGAGAUCAGCAACCGGGAAAUAAGCGAAUACGGCGAUGACUACUAUCAGAGUCAGGCAGCAGCUGCAAUCUCGGCCGCCCCACCUUCGGCGCCCGCGCAGCCUUCAUAUUUUGCUCCAGAGCCCAGUCGUCCGCGUCGCCCACAGCCAGGAGCACGUCUGCCCACAGCACCAGCCCAAGGCAGCAUCCAAACGGACAUCUAAGUGCACAAGAAUUGUAACCACAAAUACGUCCAUAAAUGAGGUCUACUUCGAAUCUCCGAACGAAUAGUAUAUAACAUAUCCGUCCAAUCGUAAAAGCAAAUCUCUAAGCACCAUUUGCGCCUUCAUUGUCUUUAGUCUAAGUCUAAUUUGCCUCGAAUAUAUAGUAUA